AUGGACAACGAAUCGCUCCAAACGAUGAGCCUUCCUCCGCAACAGGACCCCGUCAAGAGAGUGGCGUGUAUCCGGUGCCGUACACAGAAGCUCAAAUGUAUCAAAUCGACGCUUGCAUCUGUUACCAGCAGAUGCGACCGUUGCCGGAAAGCAGACGUUCAGUGUACGUACGCUGCGUCCAAACCAAUGGGACGACCAAGGACAGCUCGAUCUCGGCAAGCAAACCAGAUGCCCCAAAGUCCAACGUCUCAAUCGGAUAAGACAACAACACCACAGCCAUGCGAUUCUUCCCGCGAGCCACUCGAAUUCGACAACAUCAUAGACGAUGCAGAUCAAAUGCUUGAUACGCAGAGCAUGAACGUGUUCUUCGACCACAUGACACCCUUCGACCACCACAGCGACACGACGACAAGCCAGGGCCUUGGGCUCACAGCCAGCGAGUUCGAAUUUCUCACUCCAUGCUCGAGCCAAAGCAGUCUACCAUUUCCCAACAAUUUCGAUGCGUACAUGGCCACCGUCCCGCUCGAAGGAGAGGCUCCGGAACCCCAUGUGGAACCAGCGGCCAGUGCGUACGUUUCAGAGGGCACCCAACGAAGUAGCAUGCAGCACUUGGCGAAGAUUGGGCUGGACCUGUACGCCCAAGUGACCAAAUAUCAGAAAGCUGGCGACGGCGUCGUAAUGGCAGAUCUAGUCCGGGAUGUGCUCCACAGCUCAACCGAGUAUCUGAACCGGCUACUUUCACUGGACGGAACAUUUGUAACAACCACCCAUCAUCAACAACAACACUGCAAAACCGGACUCGACUGGUCAGACGGGCAAUCCUAUCCACAACAACCCCAGCAAUUGGACAUGCCAGCCUCAUUCCAACUUCUCAUCCCAUAUGUCCGACUAGUGCAACUUCACAAUAUCCUAUACCGGGCACUUCUCCGCUGCCUAAGCAGUGGUAGCAGCAGUAACAGUAGCAUCAGCGGCAACAGUAGUAGAUCCGGCCCCAUCGACACCACAUCAGCAGCACAUGCAUCAUCCAACUUUCCCGAUCUCUCGGUGGGCGGCAUGUGUGUCAAUGCCGGCGACCCACUCCGGGCGCGUCUGCUACUGCAGAUGAAUGUGCACCUACUAGCGGAGAUUGAAACGACACUGGAGCUACCGCAUGAGGCGCGGAUAUGUUGCUCCUCAGAUCACGAGGGUAGUAUCGGUGGCGCCAUGGGCUUCAUGUCGGCCAAAGAGCAGGGUGCUGCCGCUGUUGCCGGCGGCGGCGGUUUCGUCUUGCGCAAGACCGUGUCCCCACGGCUGCUCAAGACCAUUCUCGAUGAACGCAAUUUGGGCGGCGAUGAUGUGCAGUCGAUGCGCGAUCGCAUUGCUUACAUUAAAUGCUUACUAAGGUACUCCAUGCUGCAAGCUUAA
This is a messenger RNA of Pyrenophora tritici-repentis Pt-1C-BFP, 1404 nucleotides long. NCBI's taxonomy places the organism in Eukaryota, Fungi, Ascomycota, Dothideomycetes, Pleosporales, Pleosporaceae. The record is from RefSeq and is a predicted model, not a curated record.